Micropterus dolomieu (smallmouth bass) is the source of this 5970-nucleotide messenger RNA. Its product is annotated as tensin-3-like. Gene Ontology annotation, molecular function: protein binding. The transcript is spliced from 27 exons. NCBI's taxonomy places the organism in Eukaryota, Metazoa, Chordata, Actinopteri, Centrarchiformes, Centrarchidae. The record is from RefSeq and is a predicted model, not a curated record. Bases 399 to 4577 code for a protein of 1392 amino acids.
CCCAUGCCAGGACUUGUGGCGGCUGCAGCGGCAGCCUGAACUGGAGGAAGUGUGCUGGGCGGGGGUCUGAGUAGCAGAAGCAGUUCAGGAACCGAGCAGAGGCUUCCAUUUUAUCACCAACAGCCACAAAAAAGGCCGAGGAGAGCACGGGGUCCACCUUUGGUCAGAGUGAGCUCGCAGAAGCGGCCGUGGUCAACCUGAGAGCAGAUUCCAGCAGAGGAAAAUGAGCCUCUCAGCCAGCAUUAAGCCUGUAUGACGGGCUGAGGGCUCUUUGAUCAGGACCGUACCCCACUCUUUCUCAUCCAGCAGCUCUGACUGACAAAGGGAAGCAGAAGGGGAAAGAAAGAAGAAUCAAAGCUUUCAGUUUGAAAAAGUAAAAGGAAGUCUCAAAGUUCAGGAUGGAGGAAGGAUAUGAACUCGACCUGACGUACAUCACAGAACGUAUCAUCGCUGUGUCCUUCCCCCGGGGUUGCUCAGAGGAGAUCUACUCUCACAACCUGAAGGAUGUCACACGAAUGCUCAAGUCCAAGCAUGCAGAUAAUUACCUGAUCAUCAACCUGUCAGAGAAAAGACACGAUCUCUCUAAAAUGAACCCAAAGACCCUGGAUACAGGCUGGCCGGACAUGCACGCUCCACCUCUGGAUAAGAUCUGCACCAUCUGUAAGGCCAUGGAGAGCUGGCUCAAUGCUGACCCUCUUCAUGUGACGGUUAUACACUGCAGGGGAGGCAAGGGUCGAAUCGGUGUCAUCAUUUCAUCCUUUGUGCAUUUCACCGACGUAUCGGCCAGUGCUGAUCAGGCGUUGGACCGCUUCGCGAUGAGGAAAUACUAUGAUGAUAAGGUCUCAGCUCUGAUGACACCUUCGCAAAAACGGUAUGUUUGGAUCCUCAACAGUCUUCUAAGUGGAUCCAUGAAGAUCAAUGCCUCACCCUUAUUCCUGCACUGCAUCAUCCUUCACGGGAUACCAAACUUCGACGUCAAUGGAGUAUGUCGUCCAUACAUCAAGGUUUACCAGGGAAUGCAAGCAGUGUACUCCUCUGGAAUCUAUCACAUUGGUCCAGGCCACAGAGACCGUGUAUGCAUUGUCCUGGAGCCUGCCCAGCUUCUGAAAGGAGAUAUCAUGAUUAAAUGCUAUAACAAGAGUGACAUAACUUCCGAACGUGAAGUUAUUUUUCGGCUGCAGUUCCACACGGGAGCAGUGCAGGGCUACAACCUGAUGUUUGAAAAAGAAGACAUGGAGACUGCCAACAAAGAUCCCAGAUUUCCAGAUUAUGGUAAAGUGGAGCUGGUGUUCUCCGAGGGACCAGAGAAGAUCCCAGGUGCAGACAGGUGGCAAAAUGGGGCGGAUGUUAUUGUGGACUACAACACAGCAGAUCCUCUAAUCCGCUGGGACUCCUACCAGAACAUCUGUGAUGGUGAAGCGCCACGCUCUCAAGGCCUAACCCAGGACAAAGCGGCUAACAAGAGGAGCCCCAACGGAGGAGAGGCCACACUGGGCAGAGGGGCCCGUACAACCUCCGCCACCUCCAGCCCUGACCACAGCGACCACGCCCUCUCUGUCAGCAGUGAUUCUGGCCUGUCUAGCACUUCUCUGUGGGCAGACCGACCCACACCUGUCACCGCCACCGCUACCGCCAAUGCCAUCACCUCCACCAUCAAACCUAACCAGGGCCCCAGCCAGCAGGAAAAGGUCCAGCUGAAGCGCCUUUUAAGUGGCUUUGGUGUUGAGGACCCCUCACUGGAGGAGAUGGAUGAUCAAGGCCCUAGAGUGAGCUUCCAGCAGAUAGUCCCAGCGCAAGUGCACAUCAACGGAGACCCCAGACCCCGAGAGAGAGAAACGGACAUCCUGGAUGAUGAGGUGAUCACAGGUCAUGAUCUGCACAGUGUGGACAGCUUAGGGACCUUAUCGUCCUCCUGUCACAAGAGCAGCCAGAACUCCCUCCUGUCAGAUGGUUUUGGGAGUCCAGGAGGAGAGGAGCAGCAAAACCAAAGCCAGCACCACCUCCACCACCCUGCACCCCCUCCCAUGGAGGAGUAUGAGAGGGCCUAUGCUGAGACUAGGAGAGGCUGUCUGAGCUCCAGGAGCAACUCUGUGGCCACCUCUAAUCCAAGCAGUGCUACCAUGCCCAAGCAGCAUGUCUACAGACAGGGAAGCUACUCCACACAGUCCUGGGUUCGCCAGCAGCAGAUGGUUGCCGCACAACAGUUUCUCUACAUGCCAGAGGACGGAAACGAUACAGAAAGAUACCCUGUGAACAAGCAAGGGAGCAGUUCACCUAAAGCAGGCCUUUCCACAGAACCACAGGGCCUUACUAGGGAUGUGACGACAGAUGCUCUGAGAAGCGCGGCGCCACACACGGAGCAGGCAACUAUAAACAAUAACAACAACAACAAACGCGAUGAGGAGUUCAAAUCUCUAACGUUGGACAUUGACAACUCCAUUGACCAGCUCAACCAGCUGAUCAUGGACCUGGAUCCCACAUUUGUGCCGGUACCAAGCCAUUGCAGCUCCAUCAAGAGGAACGGAGGGGCGCACGUGAACGGCUCAGUCUCCAAAUGCUCAAACGACAUCAAUCUCAGAUUCAACGAUAAUAACACAGCAACCCUGAAAAACACACAGCAGACAGCUGUCCAGUCCAGUGAGGGGCGGGUGGGUGUCAUGCGGAGUCUGAGUCGCCAAGGAAAUGACAUCACGGAUCAUCCAGGCUUCUGUAACUCGGGGUGGGGUGGGACAGAGGAGUACAGGGGCCAGCGGACGUACUCCCCCUGUGUGACACAGUCCCAGCAUCACAUGUUGUACAGGAGUGACAGUGCUGACUACAGGGGCCAGGGCCCAGACAUGGACAGUGGGGUCGAGGCUGGGAGUGACAUGACUCCACCCACUCCUGCCUUCCCUAUCUCUCCGCCGACACCUUAUGUGAAAAACAUAUCGGAAUUCAAUCUCCUCAGGCAAACACCAUCUCCUAGCAUGCAGUCUUUUGGAGUCUACAGAACAGACCAUGAACCCCGGGGAUAUUCAGAGAUGAUCAGUCAUGUUGGAGUUGACGGUUUACCAGACUCCUCCAUCAACUGCCACAGGACGCUAAGUGCUACACACACGUCUUCUAUUGUUGGGACCCUUCAGCGGACAGACAGUUCAACCAUGAACCAGUCCUGGCCAGAGCAUCCCGUCCUGAGCCGCCACUCCUCUCUGAGCACCUACCCCUCUCCCAGACACCCACUGCAGCACGCCAUGUCACUGGACUACAGCCACCACUCUCCUCCCCUGCACCACCCCCACAUCCACCCUGCCCCCAAUGCACAUAGCUCUCCUCGAAGCAGCCAGCGAAGCUGUUUGGCUCGCUAUGCCCUCAGCCGCAGUCCCGCUCAAUGCUUUGAUGAGCAGGAUGACUCUGGCCUCAGCUAUGGCACAGACUGUCCAAACUCCCCCUCUUCUCUGCUGAGAAAUGGAGGCAUGGACAGGGAACAUUUGACCUCCAUGGAUGGGCAGAAUCAGUCACAGCUGUCUCAGAUGCACCCCCCACUUCUGCCUGAGAAGAAGAGGGCAUCAGAUGGGGAGCAUUCUCUGGGAACAGCGUCUCCAGCUCACAGUGGGUUCUCGAGUCCCCACAGUGGGAGCACCCUGAGUAUUCCCUUCCCUAAUGUUUUGCCUGACCUCUCAGCUCAGAUGCCGGGCACAGCCUCACCUCUGCCAGAUGUACUGACCAGUAAGCAGGAUACAGUAAAAUUUGUGCAGGACACAUCAAAAUUCUGGUACAAACCAGAUAUCUCAAGGGAUCACGCCAUUUCAGUCUUGAAGGACAAGGAGCCUGGCUGCUUCAUCGUGCGGGACAGCCAUUCCUUUAGAGGGGCCUAUGGACUGGCAAUGAAGGUGGCUACUCCCCCACCCUCAGUUCUCCAGCAGUCCAAGAAAGGAGGCGAUCUAGCCAAUGAAUUAGUACGCCAUUUCCUGAUUGAGUGUACACAGAAAGGAGUGCGAUUGAAGGGUUGCCCCAAUGAGCCCUAUUUUGGAAGCUUAACUGCACUGGUCUGCCAACAUUCUAUCACUCCUUUGGCCCUGCCCUGCAAACUCAUCAUACCAGACAGCGAUCCUCUUGAAGAUGUUGUGGAGACUACAUCACAUUCAGUCACCAACUCUGCCGCUGAGCUGCUAAAACAGGGCGCAGCCUGCAAUGUGUGGUACCUAUGCUCUGUGGAGAUGGAGUCACUAACGGGCGUCCAGGCGGUGCAGAAAGCCACCAGUAUGACUCUGAGUGCCGACCCUCCACCAACCUCCACUGUAGUCCACUUCAAGGUGUCCUCCCAGGGAAUCACCCUCACAGACAACCAGAGGAAGCUCUUCUUCAGGAGGCAUUACAAUGUCAAUACGGUCAUAUUUUGUGCAUUGGACCCUCAAGAUAGAAAGUGGAAUAAUGAUGGCUGCUCUUCAGCAAAGAUCUUUGGCUUUGUGGCGAGGAAAACUGGCACUUCUAUGGACAAUGUCUGCCACCUGUUUGCAGAGCAUGACCCCGAGCAACCAGCAAGCGCCAUUGUGAACUUUGUUUCCAAGGUGAUGAUUGGCUCGCAGAAGAGUAAGUAGGCCUGCAACGGACUGAGCUGAUCUCCUGGACAGACUUUUACUCAGAGUAGAAACAUGGGAUAAAAACUGAAAGGCUGAAGAAAGGACAAAAUGUCAGGACUGAAGACGGCAGUGACAUUAACCGUGGAUAUUAACUGGAUGUUCAAUACGUAAUGAUCACUAACCAGCACCAGGACAUUUAAUGACAUAUUUUAAUAGAAAAAUAUAACCCCCCUUCUGUUGUUCUUCUUUCCUGUAAAAAUUAACUAUAAAGUAGCCAAGAAAGAAAACAACUAAAUCAUAAGAAAUGUGUAAUAAUUAUUUACUGGUUUACAGUUAUAAUGUCUUAUACAGUUAGAUAUAUUCAUGCUCAACAUAUUUUUAGUACAUAACACACAUAACAUAAAGGCUGCUUUUCUUAUUCGUGCAUAGCAGUAAUAUGGAAAAAUCAAGAAAAACUUGUGUUGUUGCAUGUCAUGUUUUUGUCUCUAAUAUUUAACCACAACAAACAUAAUUCAAGAUAUUAACAUUCUAAAGUUGUAGCCGAUGUAGAAGCACCUCUGAUCUCCAUCUGUCCAGCGUGCAGUAUUUUCAAGUGGCAUUUAAAAUGUGGUGAAGCAGUGAGCAAAUAUGUAUAAUUUGAACUUUGGGAAUAGGCUGUCGCAUACAGGAUGAUCUUAUUUUAUCUAUGCAAUGUCAAAUUUUAUUUUUUUAAACCAUGACCUUCUGUACAUGUGCAGCAUGUAUGUGGCUUCUUUGAACUUGUUAAAUAAUUUUCUUCUUAAGAUAUAUGAUUGUGCGUGUGUGUUGAAAAGAGAGAACCCAUAGAAAAUAUUUUAAUUAAACCCUAAUAUAUUGACUUGACUCGAGUUGGUUAAAAACACAUCAGUACUUUGCGUAGUGGCACACCACUCAGCUGCCAAAAUUGUACUUUAUUUUGAACUCUUGGGGAGCUAAAUAACAGCACUGCAGUGUUUCAGUAUCAAAAAUGCAUCACUGUCCUCCAUUUUGUACAUUUAAUUUGAAUUAAAAAAAAAAAAGACAUAGGCUGCUAUAUAGAGAGAACAAAUAUUGUAUUAUGUUUUAGUCUUGUACAAGUUCUUCAAAGAAAGAAAACGCUCAGUGUUGGAAUUGCAAAAAUAAAUUUAGGAUUUGAUAUACUCCUUUAGUUGUCAGUGACAUGUUCACUAAACUUGCUGUGGCCAUUUAAUCCAGAGAGGGACCUACCACCACAAUGCAGCUGUGUUUUUAUUAUGUAUUACCUGUUGUCAUCAUUUUAAUGACCUAAUCUGUACCUCAUACUUAUCUCAUACAAUAUGUGCUUCUGUGUAUAACAUGUUACAUGUGAACAGUUAAUUUGUAUAUUGAUAUUGCAUUGUUUGAUGCGUUCUGUAAAUAAACAAAAUGAAACAUU